AUGGCGCCGCGCGGCACGGCCUGGGCUGCGCUCCCAAGCUCCGCGCCUGGCGGCCCAGCGCCCGCAGCCCGAGCCCCGCAGCCCGAACCCGCGAUCCUCUCGGGCCCGGCCCAGCUCCACCGCCGGAACUUCCGGCCGGGGGCGGGACCAGCGGGGACGCACGGGAGCCGGCCCCGCCCCCGGCAGCCGGCCCCAUCGGCAGAGGCCCCGCCCCCAACAACCCGCCCCACCCAGAGGCCCCGCCCCCAGCAGCCCACCCCGCCCCGGCAGCCGGCCCCGCCCCUCCGCGUGAACAUAGCGGCUCCCCGCUCUGUAGGGUGUGAGGACCCCAGUCGCUGGGCCGCCAUUCUGGAGCGCCAUCGAGAGGUCCUACGGGCGCGCGCGGACCCCCGAGUGCGGCUGGAAGCCCUGGACCGUUGGUAUCGGGAGGAUUUGCCAGCGGCCAUCGGCAGAGCGGAGAAGCAUGUGAGGGAGCUGGAGCGGCUGCUGGCCUGGAAGCUGGCGAGGGCCCGCUUCCGGCCACGUCUGCAGCAGCUGGUGACCACCAAUCCCCCUGAGCUGGUUGUGCACUGUUCGACCACCACCUUCUGCCUCCUGCCAGACCAGUCCUGGUGGCUGGAGCUCGAGAUGGAGGCCUUCAUGUCAGAUGAGGCAGUGGUCACAGUGCCCCGCCUGCCGGCCCCACAGUACACCCUCAGGUACUACCUGCUGUACCUGGGCCAGGUUCAAGAGCGGGCCACAGCUCUGAGCCAAGUGGAGAACAGCACUGUGGACCUGGGCCGUGGGGCAGAGGCUGUGCCCAGAUCUGCUGCCCAAUCUUGGCCCCAGCCUGGCCACCCACGAGGACACUAG
Molecule: messenger RNA, 852 nt
Organism: Piliocolobus tephrosceles (Ugandan red Colobus)
Lineage: Eukaryota; Metazoa; Chordata; Mammalia; Primates; Cercopithecidae
Source: RefSeq, a predicted model, not a curated record